Molecule: messenger RNA, 937 nt
Organism: Galeopterus variegatus (Sunda flying lemur)
Lineage: Eukaryota; Metazoa; Chordata; Mammalia; Dermoptera; Cynocephalidae
Product: acyl-coenzyme A synthetase ACSM3, mitochondrial-like
Exons: 8
Biological process (GO): acyl-CoA metabolic process; fatty acid biosynthetic process
Cellular component (GO): mitochondrial matrix
Molecular function (GO): fatty-acyl-CoA synthase activity; fatty acid ligase activity
Source: RefSeq, a predicted model, not a curated record
ACAUGUCAGUGACAACCACACCUGUGUGAAGACCAAACACGAUGAAACGAUGGCCAUUUUCUUUACCAGUGGAACAAGUGGAUCUCCUAAAAUGACCGGACACACCCACAGCAGUUUUGGUUUAGGAUUGUCUGUAAACGGAAGGUUCUGGCUGGAUUUGAUACCCUCGGAUGUGAUGUGGAAUACCUCAGACACAGGCUGGGCAAAGUCUGCAUGGAGCAGUGUUUUUUCUCCAUGGAUCCAGGGGGCAUGUGUAUUCGCACACUAUUUGCCCCGUUUCGAGCCAACUUCCAUCUUGCAAACACUCUCCAACUUUCCCAUCACAGUCUUCUGCUCAGCACCAACCGCAUACCGAAUGCUUAUACAGGAUAUGACCAGCUGUAAGUUCAAAAGCUUAAAGCACUGCGUGAGCGCUGGGGAACCAAUCAACCCUGAAGUGACUGAACAGUGGAGGAAUAAGACAGGCCUGGAUAUCUACGAAGGUUAUGGACAGACUGAAACGGUGUUAAUCUGUGGAAAUUUUAAGGGAAUGAAAAUUAAGCCUGGCUCAAUGGGAAAGCCUUCUCCUGCUUUCGAUGUUAAGAUUUUAGAUGUAAAUGGCAAUGUUCUACCUCCUGGACAAGAAGGAGAUAUUGGCAUUCAAGCCCUACCUAACAGACCAUUUGGCCUUUUUACUCACUAUGUAAAUGAUCCUUCAAAAACAGCUUCAACUUUACGAGGCAACUUCUAUAUCACUGGGGACAGAGGGUAUAUGGAUGAAGAUGGAUAUUUGUGGUUUGUUGCAAGAUCGGAUGAUAUCAUAUUAUCCUCUGGUUAUCGAAUUGGACCAUUUGAGGUAGAAAGUGCCCUCAUGGAGCACCCUUCGGUUGCAGAAUCAGCUGUUGUCAGCAGCCCAGACCCCAUCAGAGGAGAGGUAAAAGAACUGAUUCAUCUCAAU